AUGUCACAAUUAGCGUCAUUCAAAGUGCCAAAGAUUGAAAAUGAGCCAAUGCGCAACUAUGCUCCUGGCUCAGCGGAGAGGAAGGGGCUUGAGGCAGCUCUUGCCAAAAUGCAAAAGGAACUGCCAUUCGAGAUCCCAUGCGUGGUGAACGGAAAGGAGGCGAGCAAGAUCGAAAAGCAAUUGAUGCCUCACGAUCACGCCAAACACCUCUGUACCUACCACACUGCUACUCCUGAGAUUGUCGACUCUGCGAUCAAGGGCGCUCUUGCUGGAAAACAGGAAUGGGAAGAGAUGCCAUGGGCGGAUCGGGCUGCCAUCUUCUUGAAGGCUGCUGAUCUCGUGGCUGGAAAGUACCGAUACGAUAUCAUGGCUGCGACCAUGCUUGGACAAGGAAAGAACGCUUGGCAAGCGGAAAUUGAUGCGGCCGCGGAAAUGUGUGACUUCUGGAGGUUCAGCGUGAAAUACGUCGAACAACUGUACGCCAACCAACCGACUGAAAACUCUUUAAUGAUCUGGAACCGAACGGAAUACAGGCCUCUUGAAGGUUUCGUUCUCGCUGUCACUCCUUUCAACUUUACUGCUAUCGGUGGAAAUUUGGUUGGAGCUCCUGCUAUCGUCGGAAACGUCUGUGUCUGGAAACCCUCGCCCAUGGCCACUUAUGCAAACUACUUGACUCACAAGAUUCUCCUGGAAGCCGGUCUGCCCCCAUCUGUCGUUCAAUUUAUCCCUGGUCCCGCUGCUGAAGUCGUCGGUCAAUGUAUCGAGAACAAGGACUUUGCCGGUCUGCAUUACACUGGAAGUACUCAGGUGUUCAGAAACUUGUGGCGAAAAAUUGGAGACAACUUGGAAAACUACAAAGGAUACCCUAGGAUUGUCGGAGAGACUGGCGGAAAGAACUUCCACCUGUUCCACCCCACUGCCGAUGUGAAGACUGGUGUCGCUCAAUCUAUUCGAGCCGCCUUUGAAUACUCUGGUCAAAAAUGCUCUGCUCUGUCUCGUUGCUAUGUCCCUGAAUCUCUGUGGAACAAUGGAUUCAAGGAGACUUUGAUUGCCGAGACUAACAAGAUCUCCAUCGGCCCAUGCUUCGAAUUCAACCAUUUCACUGGACCCGUCAUUGCUCAACACUCCUUCGACAAGAUCACCGGAAUUAUCACCAAGGCCAAGGAGGCCGGAGGAGAGGUCAUUGCCGGAGGCAAAUGCAACACUGCAGGGGACAGCUCUAAGGGAUACUUUGUUCAACCUACCGUCAUCGUCACCAAGGAUCCUAAAUCCAUCUCGAUGACAGAAGAAAUCUUUGGACCCGUCAUGACCGUCUACGUGUACCCGGACAACAAAUACGAAGAGACCUGUGAUUUGAUCGACACGACCACUCAAUACGGUUUGACCGGUGCCAUCUUCGCCAAUGACAGAUCCGCAUUGGUUCUUGCCGCUCACAAACUGAGAAACGCUGCUGGAAACUUCUACAUCAAUGACAAGUGUACCGGUGCUGUCGUUGGACAACAGGCCUUUGGAGGUGCCAGAGCCAGUGGAACAAAUGACAAGAGUGGAUCCAUUGGUAUCUUCUGGCGAUUCGUCUCUGCCCGAUCGAUUAAGGAGAACUUUGUCGACAUCAAGGACCACGAAUACCCUUCCAACCUCGUCUAGACGCAGAGAAAUCCUGUAAUACCGCCCAAAAUAACCUGCAUUCGUGUCAUGUCGUGCAUGCAUUUCAGGUCGGAAACAUCUAUAUGGGCAUUUGCUUAGCUCAAUCAAAGACGAUCUUUGUUCCCUGAGGCUUGACAGCUCCCAUCUCCCGCUUCUUCAUCCGCGCAGCUUCCCAAGAAGGGUGUACGCCCGUCGAUUUGGUUUGCUGAGCUGGAGCCUGGCCGUGACUAUAGGCAUCAUGACCACCGAAGGGACCUCCUCGUCCCAUGCCUCGAGAUCCUCGGACACCGCG
Kockovaella imperatae is the source of this 1936-nucleotide messenger RNA. RefSeq names its product delta-1-pyrroline-5-carboxylate dehydrogenase. Bases 1 to 1644 code for a protein of 547 amino acids. Lineage: Eukaryota; Fungi; Basidiomycota; Tremellomycetes; Tremellales; Cuniculitremaceae. The transcript is spliced from 9 exons. Gene Ontology annotation, cellular component: mitochondrial matrix. Gene Ontology annotation, molecular function: L-glutamate gamma-semialdehyde dehydrogenase (NAD+) activity. The record is from RefSeq and is a predicted model, not a curated record.